Molecule: messenger RNA, 1561 nt
Organism: Salvia splendens (bonfire salvia)
Lineage: Eukaryota; Viridiplantae; Streptophyta; Magnoliopsida; Lamiales; Lamiaceae
Product: S-type anion channel SLAH3
Exons: 3
Coding region: 5-1459 (484 amino acids)
Biological process (GO): transmembrane transport; intracellular monoatomic ion homeostasis
Cellular component (GO): membrane
Molecular function (GO): voltage-gated monoatomic anion channel activity
Source: RefSeq, a predicted model, not a curated record
UAGUAUGCCGCCUUCUCCAAUUGAAGCUCAUCCCCACAACACAAAGACGGUCUUAUGUCGCCAUUCUCAACCAAUACUUAAACCUUGUCGAAUCAACCCAGUUUACAACAAAAGAUUCAACUCUUUCAAGACAUGGUCUGGAAAACUCGAGCGUCAGCUCUCAACAAUUCGGGGGAGACAUCGCGAAACGGAGCAGCCACAUAUUCAAGCCCCACAAGAGUUCGAAGUUUUGCCCAUACAACGAUAUUUUGACGCCCUAGAGGGCCCAGAACUCGAAACUCUACGCGUCUCGGAAGAAAUAAUUCUUCCAGAAGACGAGCAAUGGCCAUUCCUCCUCCGGUUCCCGAUCUCCUCAUUCGGAAUCUGUCUCGGCAUCGGCAGCCAAGCCCUAAUGUGGAAGCAUCUCUCGUCGUCGGCCGCGAUCUCCUUCCUCCACGUCAGCCCUUUCAUCAAUAUGGCAUUAUGGAUCAUGUCCGCGUCUCUCACCCUCGCCGCCGCCGUCCUUUACGCUCUGAAAAUGAUCUUCUACUUCGAGGCCGUCCGCCGCGAGUACUUACACCCGGUCCGCGUCAACUUCUUCUUCGCCCCGUGGAUCGCCCUCCUCUUCUUAGCUCUCGGAGUUCCACCCUCAGUUGAUGAGAUGCUUCCCUCGUAUCUUUGGUACAUUCUCAUGGCUCCGAUCUUGUGCCUCGAGCUGAAGAUCUUCGGGCAGUGGAUGUCCGGCGGAGAGCGGCGGCUGUCGAAGGUGGCCAACCCCUCCAACCAUAUCUGCGUCGUCGGGAAUUUCGCGGGGGCGUUGCUCGGGGCGCGAUUGGGGCUGAAGGAAGGACCCAUAUUCUUCUUCGCGGUUGGAACGGCGCAUUACCUAGUGCUGUUUGUGACUCUCUAUCAACAGCUUCCCACAAACGAGACGCUCCCCAAGGAGCUCCACCCGGUUUUCUUCCUCUUUGUGGCGGCGCCGAGCGUCGCCUCCGUAGCUUGGGCUACGAUUCAGGGCUCCUUCGACUACGGCUCGCGCAUCGCCUACUUCAUCGCCUUGUUCCUCUACGUUUCGCUGGGUGUUCGAGUGAAUUUCUUCCGAGGGUUCAGAUUCUCGUUGGCGUGGUGGGCAUACACGUGUCCUAUGACUGGGGCGGCGAUUGCGACGAUGAGAUAUUCGAGUGCUGUGACAUGCAGAGCCACACAGAUUUUAGCGGUGACACUCUGCGUUGUGGCAACGGUGGCAGUGGCUGCAUUGUUUGUGAACACGGUGGUUCACGCGGUGGUGCACAGGGACCUCUUCCCCAACGACAUGGUGAUCGCGAUCAGCAAGAGGCGGCGCCGUAGACGACGAUGGUACCACAAGAAAUUGGGCAGCUCCGACGUCGGCAGCGUCGAGCAGUACCUUAGGUAUUCGAAAUCGGAUGGGAAAGAUGUUGAGGCUGCUUUUCAUUCUUCAACUCCCACCAACAAAGCUUAAUCAUACUCUAUUUCUAGUUAUUAGAAAUAUGCCACUCACCUCAUUAAAAAGCUUUAUAAGGGGAGGGUUUCCACUCUUUUUCUCUUGUUGUUUGAUGUUUUU